AAGCGAGUCAUCGUCUCCAGCGGCCACGCCACGCGCUUCCCCCGCCCUAUUUUACUCGCCUCCCUCCGCUCCCCCCUUCCUCUCCUCCACCCCCCUCCAAGUCUCCUCCCUCCUCAAUCCCCUCCGCCUCAACCCGCGACGAUCCCGCUCGCUCAGGUUACCACCACCACCCGCCUCUCGCCAUGGGCGCCGCCGACGAGCACCACGAGGAGGCAAGCCCCCUCUUAGCCCCGCCCGCCGACGAGAAGCUCCCCCCGGCGCAGGAUCCCGCCAAGGGCUGCGCCGACGGGGUCCCCGUCGUCAUGGGCGAGCCGGUCGCCGCCCCCGCCGGUGACGCGCCACGGGACAGCUGGGACUCGGGGAUCCUCUCCUGCCUCGGCCGCAACGACGACUUCUGCAGCAGCGACCUCGAAGUCUGUCUUCUUGGAAGUGUAGCACCAUGUGUGCUGUAUGGCAGCAAUGUUGAGAGGCUUGCAGCAGCACCAGGGACUUUUGCAAACAGUUGCUUGCCUUACACUGGUCUCUAUAUGCUUGGGAACUCUCUCUUUGGGUGGAACUGCCUAGCCCCAUGGUUCUCUCAUCCCACUCGUACAGCUAUUCGUCGAAGAUACAAUCUUGAGGGUAGCUUUGAGGCUUUCACUAGGCAAUGUGGGUGCUGCCGCGGCCUCGCCGAGGACGAGGAGAGGCGUGAGCACCUGGAGGUCGCCUGCGACCUUGCGACCCACUACUUCUGCCACCCUUGCGCGCUCUGCCAGGAGGGUCGUGAGCUGCGCCGCAGGGUUCCCCACCCUGGCUUCUACGGGCGCUCUGUCGUCGUCAUGAUGCCACCUACGGAGCAGACUAUGGGGCGUGCCAUGUGAACUGGUCCAGCUCGUACCUGCUCUUGUGCGCCUUGAUGUUGUGUUGUCUUGGAUCUUUUCACCUUCCAUUCCGUAAAUACAGAAUAAUGUCAUGUCAACAUGUUGUAAUGUGAUUAUGUGAAUGUGAACCUCAACUGUUUCUAUUCGUUA
This is a messenger RNA of Hordeum vulgare subsp. vulgare (domesticated barley), 1010 nucleotides long. RefSeq names its product cell number regulator 8. Lineage: Eukaryota; Viridiplantae; Streptophyta; Magnoliopsida; Poales; Poaceae. The transcript is spliced from 3 exons. The record is from RefSeq and is a predicted model, not a curated record. Bases 183 to 860 code for a protein of 225 amino acids.